CCCCGCCUCCUGUGUCAGGUGCGUGCUCCGGACCGUCCCGAAGCAAGAUGGCGUGGGGCGGCGGGUCUUGCUAACACCGAGCGGCGUCGUCGAGAAAAAGAAAGCUGCGCUUCGAGCUUCUUGGGUGAAUGAUGCGAGUGUGAAAUGUUUUCCGCUCCGACAGUGUGGAUGACAAGACCUGCUCUCUCUAUGCGGACGCGGAGUGAGGAGUUGUGCAGCUGUAGUUAUCACAUGCAUAAACAUUUCUUUAGGACUCCCAGUUCCUGAGUGUUUGUCAAACACACGCUCGGCCUCCGGCUCAGGAGGAAAUGGCAGACUCGCAGCAUCGGCCUUGUGCCGCCGCCGGCAAACCGCCCCAGUCCCAGCCACUGACUCUUUCACGGCUCCGAGAAGAGCAUGGAAAGGUGGUUUCAAGCUGCAAGGAAAAAAUCAAGCACUGGGUUAAAGUGCAGAACGACUAUGAGGCACUGCAAGGCAGGCUUAAAAAUUUGCCUGACAAAGUAUCAUAUGAUGUUAUGGUGCCAUUUGGCCCUCUUGCAUUUAUGCCAGGACAGCUAAUACAUACAAAUGAAGUCAUGGUUUUAUUAGGUGACAAUUGGUUUGCUAAAUGCUCUGCAAAGCAAGCUGUUGGCAUAGUGGAGCACAGGAAAAAACAUGUACAAAAAGCAUUGGAUGAUCUUCGUAAAGCUAUGAAGAACUUUGAAUCCAGGGUCGAGUUCACUGAAAUGGAAAAAUUGGCAAAUGAAGGUUUUGUAGAAAUACGUGAGGAAAUUCUGAAUGAAGAGCGAGAAACUCAAGAUUUAAAUUCAGAAGGGAAACACAGAAAAGCUCAUAAACCUAAAGAAAAUCCCAAACCAAAAGAGGUUUUUGUGUCAGAAUUGGAGAGUGGUGUUGGUGGUGGUGACCGCAAAUCAAGCAUCUUAACCGAGGAGGAGUUGUGGGCCAGGCUUGAUGAGCUGGAACAGCAGGAAGAGAUGCAGGAUGAAAUUUAUAGAAUGUCUGACUCCGCUGAUGGAAAUACUGAAGAAAGUAGUUCCUCUGAAGAAGAGAAAGACAAAAACAUAAAGGUCAACAUAGGUGAGAAGCCUGAUUGGAAGGAUCUUCUUGCUGUUCACGAAAAUGAUGAUUCUGAAGAAACGUCAGAAUUGAGUCCAACUAUUGGCCAUGUUAAUGGCCUGGACCAUAAGCACAAUCAAGAGGACGACGAUGAGGAAGUUACCAGAAAUGAUGAUGAGGAAGUCACCAGAGAUGAUGAGAGUGUCCCAACUAUACACUUCCUACACACAGUGGAACCAAAGAGAGUAAGAAUAAAUACUGGCAAGAACACAACCUUAAAAUUCAGUGAAAAGAAGGAACAGGCCAAGCGAAAAAGGAAAAAUAGCACUGGCAAUGGAAACACCACUCCAGAGCUGCCAAAUAUCAGAACUCCUGCAGAUAUUUACAGAUUGUUUGUUGAUGUUGUAAAUGGAGAAUACGUUCCUCGUAAAUCAAUUUUGAAGUCACGCAGUCGAGAGAACAGUGUAUGCAGUGAUACGAGUGAGAGUAGCACGACAGAAUUUGAAGACAGACGGUGUACGUUACGAUCUCUAAGUCAUGAAGAAGCAAUACACAGUGAUGCUAGUGAAUGCAGCAUUUUGGAGGAGGAAGAAAAUAUUUCUAGUAAACCUCUCCCUUGGCCUAGCUCCUUUGAGGCAUUUUCAGGCACUGUGGUGGAAAAAGAACCUAUCUCGCCUACGUUAAUGCCAUAUCCCACUAUUGCUCAUCCAGUUCUACCUACAAUUCCUGAAAAGAAAGUCUCUGAGGAGGAAAAUUCUCUUGAAACUUCACAAGAACUUCUGAAGAAAGUUUCAAAAUUUAAAGCUGCCAGGAUGCAGCAGAAAAAAUGAAUGUUUUUCAGUACUUGUUGGUUUCAUACUUUGUGAAUGAAACAGGAUCUUUGCACAGUCCAGGUUUACACAAAGUCCUGUUUGAUUUCUUGUUAAAACAUCUUUUAAGAAUUGUGAUUUUUUUUGUACAUUAGGUUAAAUGUUUUCAGCAAAAGAAAUCGGAAUGUGAAACUGAUUUUAUAAAACUUCUACAAUGCAACAUUUUUCUAGCCAUUUUAGGUUUUGUUAAUUUGCCCAUAAAGCAAGUUACAAGGAUGAUACUUUGAAUUUAUUCUCCUUACACUUAAGCUGUGUUUAUUUUGACAUAAUGAAUAAAUUAGAAAAACAACUGCUACAGUUGUCUUCUCAAGCAAAUAUCGUAUUUUGUGUACAACUUUAAGUCUUUGUAAAAGUGUUCACUGGAAAUCAAUCCUUUAUCAGCAUUUGUAGAAUUGUGUUGUGCAU
Molecule: messenger RNA, 2330 nt
Organism: Stegostoma tigrinum
Lineage: Eukaryota; Metazoa; Chordata; Chondrichthyes; Orectolobiformes; Stegostomatidae
Gene: uri1
Product: URI1 prefoldin like chaperone
Exons: 11
Coding region: 309-1886 (525 amino acids)
Biological process (GO): negative regulation of phosphatase activity; negative regulation of transcription by RNA polymerase II
Molecular function (GO): chromatin binding; phosphatase inhibitor activity; transcription corepressor activity
Source: RefSeq, a predicted model, not a curated record